Messenger RNA from Meira miltonrushii, 493 nucleotides. Its product is annotated as putative MRPL31-mitochondrial ribosomal protein, large subunit. The record is from RefSeq and is a predicted model, not a curated record. NCBI's taxonomy places the organism in Eukaryota, Fungi, Basidiomycota, Exobasidiomycetes, Exobasidiales, Brachybasidiaceae. The coding region runs from base 79 to 396 and encodes 105 amino acids. Gene Ontology annotation, molecular function: structural constituent of ribosome. Gene Ontology annotation, cellular component: mitochondrial large ribosomal subunit. The transcript is spliced from 3 exons.
ACCGAAUCAUCUCAACCUUCGUCGCCAUUGAUCACAAACAUACUCAAGCUAUUACACAUAGCUAGACGUAUACUCAGGAUGUUUGGAGCUUUUAGACCUUCGCCGAUAUCCAUGGGCGGUCUGUUGUGGAAAAACCCAUGGCGAAUGUCAAGCUCACGAAAGUUUAGGGUACGAGAACGUCUUCGUAAUGUCGAUGAAGUUAUUUCUACAAUUCGUUCAAGUGGCGUUCAAUGUCAUUCUUUGGACAGAUUAUCACUCUUACCAACUGAAGCAGAGAUGGAAGCAAGGGACAAAUAUACCACGUUUAGUAGAAAAGGAAAAGAUUUCCGCAAGAGUGUUCAUAAAGUUCCAAAGUUUACCCGGCUAACCAUGCGAACCAAUCCAAGAGGUUUUUGAAUACCUUCGUUUGUACUUUUAUUUGUCUCUCUUUGUAUUAUUCUUACCUAAUCACCGAUGGCAGGCUUAUCUUUUUUGAUUAAAUAUUGCGCACGCU